This is a messenger RNA of Aspergillus eucalypticola CBS 122712, 4046 nucleotides long. RefSeq names its product putative PHD finger domain protein. The transcript has 2 exons. Lineage: Eukaryota; Fungi; Ascomycota; Eurotiomycetes; Eurotiales; Aspergillaceae. The record is from RefSeq and is a predicted model, not a curated record. The coding region runs from base 271 to 3786 and encodes 1171 amino acids. Gene Ontology annotation, biological process: regulation of transcription by RNA polymerase II.
GCGCGUCUUUCCCCCCUCUCUAUUGUCGCCCACAUUCACUGUCGAGUACUGUCUUUUCCGACCUUGGCGGCUUGGAGGAGUCAUGCUCUGUUUAUUUUCGAUCGUUUGACCCCCAUUUUCUAUUUACUUUACGGCGCGACGUGCGUUUUGUCUGGAAUCCUAGAACGUGCGGCUGAGCGGCACCGCUCGGCGUCGCUUUAUCACCAACUCCUUUCUAGCUGAACUUCCUAUCCGUCUCUGUUCGCGCUUAUUCCCAUCUUGUUUGAAACUAUGGCGCCUCUCUCAUGGCCCAAGAGCCACCGCUCGCCCAGCAGACCCUCCCGAUCCCAGACUAGAGUGACCUUGAAACCUCCCUCGAGCUCCGACUCAUCGGUGACCAACGAAGGCCCUCCCCUCAAGAAGCGCAAGUAUGUCCCUGGCGGACCGGGUGGUGGUGGGAGAUACAUUGAGCUGGAGGUGAAGGAUACGCCGAAACCCAAACUCCCUACAGCAGUCAGACGUAAUUCUUCCAACUCUCGUGGUCGCAAUGGCCCAGUUCCACUUCCAGAGUCAGCACCUCAACCUCAGCCUGUACAACUGCCUCCGCCGCCGCCACCUCCUGUUCCGACGACACCUCCCUCUGCGCGUCUGAGAAGAGAGAAGAGUCAGAACCGGGGCCGUUUUGGGUCGUCGACGGCGGCUGCCCUUGCUCUACAACAAGGGGAUGGUUACAAGCCGCGAGAAGAGCGAGGUUGGGAGGAAUUUCAUCCGGAUCUAGAUAUCGAUGCGAAAUUUGCGGUCUUCGAUGCAGAAGAAGUGGAUCGCCCGCCUCCCACAUCAUCGAUUGCUCAUAUCCUGUCGCCAAACGGCCUCGAUAAGACGAAUGAGAAGGAUCCAAUAGCAGAGCUGAUUCGCGCGCAUACGAAUGGCUCGUCACCGACCCCUAUCAAGCGCCGACCAGGCCGCCCUCCUCGUCGACCUGAAGCCAUCCUCAACGCCUUGGGCAUCACACAUCAACAGAAGAACGUUCCACCCCCAGGCCCGAAUCCCCGCGAGAGGCUGACGUUGCCGAAGCCCUCGUUCCGCAUACGCGACCCGUUCACUUUCUAUGACCAACCUGGGGUGGGUCAGCAGAACUAUGUUGAUCGCACUAUGGCGAGUGUAGGGUAUCAAGAAAGCGACCUAUUCCUCCGCCAUGACCGUCGGUUGAUCCGCAUGACAGAGGGUGCCCAGGAAGAUGAUCUGGACCCGGCGAACCCUGUCACUUCAGAAGGUGAGGUCAAUGCUGCCGUUGGCCGGGUGGAAUAUGAUAUGGAUGAGCAAGAUGAGAAGUGGCUGGAGGAUUAUAAUGCGAAGCGAAGGGAAGACCAGCUGGAGCCGAUCAAGCCGGCGGUCUUUGAGAUUACCAUGACCAAGAUCGAGAAGGAGUGGCACGUCUUAGAGAAGCGUAUACCGAAGCCUAAUCCCAAGCCUCCCCAGACGCAACGGCCUCGUUCGAGCUCUGCCGCGGCGGUAAAUGGUGAAACUGCGCCAGGUGAGGAACAGGACAGCAAAUGUGCCAUUUGCGACGAUGGUGACUGCGAGAACUCCAAUGCGAUUGUUUUCUGCGAUGGUUGUGAUUUGGCAGUCCAUCAGGAAUGCUACGGGGUGCCGUUCAUCCCGGAGGGACAAUGGCUAUGUCGCAAGUGUCAGCUGAUUGGAAGAGGGUCUGUCAACUGUAUCUUCUGUCCAAAUACCGAAGGUGCCUUCAAGCAGACUACCUCCUCGAAGUGGUCUCAUCUCCUGUGUGCGAUCUGGAUCCCUGAGGUCUCUAUUGGUAAUCCUUCUCUUAUGGAACCGAUCACGGAUGUGGAGAAAGUGCCUCGCAGUCGCUGGAAGCUUCACUGCUACAUUUGUCGCCAGAGGAUGGGGGCCUCGAUACAGUGCAGUAACAAGAAUUGCUUCGUCGCGUUCCAUGUUACCUGCGCACGGAGGGCUCAGCUUUACCUGAAGAUGAAGUCAGGACAUGGAACCCCGGCGGUCAUGGACUCCCAUCUACUCAAGGCUUUCUGUGACAAGCAUGUACCACCUGAAUGGCGCAGAGAGCAUGGGACAGAUGUUGCUACGGCUGAGGCAAUAGAAUACUACAGGACUACAAUGCAAGGCCGCCGAUGGGGAGACAGCCAGGCGGCGGCUCUUUCCUUGGAGCCUACACACCCUCUUGGUUGCGACCACGGGGAUGAGGACGGACAUCGCAUGCAUACACCACGUAUUACCCUGACUGUUGGCGGCAAUAAGCGGAAGCGACCGACUGUGCCCAAGACUAUUUGGAAGUUACCGUCCGGGGCCCCUGUGAUACCUCAGGUUGUGCUUAACUCGGUCGUGGCCUCACUGCAGCGCUUCGGGGUUCGACAAAGAAAACAGUAUGCUGAGGAUGCUUGCAAAUACUGGACGCUGAAACGAGAAGCCAGGCGGGGAGCCGCCCUGCUGAAACGAUUGCAACUCCAGCUGGAAACCUUCUCGUCUAUGGAGAUGACUAGGAGGGACUAUGUUGCAAUGGGAGUCCCUGGGAGCAAGAGAUUACAAAGACGUAUUGAGUUUGGUGAGAGACUCUAUCAUGAUUUGGAUCGGUUGAGGAUGCUGUGUGAUGAAGUGAAGAACCGCGAGAGGGAGAAGUUAAAGGACGUGGAGACGCUUAAAAGUAUUGUUGACACUGUCUACUUCCCUAUCUUCCCUCUGCUCUGGCCAAUAUUCGAGAAAGCUCAAGUGCUUGAUGGCAAAGGUAUCUUUCGACAAGGCCUGGCGUCUAUCCGAACCAAGCUGCAAGAACGGUUCUAUCCGUCGGUUGCUACCUUCUCCGCCGACCUGGCCCAUGUCUUCACUACGGAGAUUGGAGUCCAACCGGCUGGAGAUACGGCUGAGCUUCAGAUGCAGAUCAGUGGUCGUGCACCGGAACUCAGCCUAGAGCAACGCGAGAAGAGAAAGCUUGCCAAGCGGAUAAUCAAGGCGAUUCAGCCUUCGCUAGAAGAUGCGAUCAGGAAAGAGAGCGAGUUAAACCGCAAGCCGUUUGAACAGGAGCUCAAGGAGCUCGAUCUCAUGCUAGAGAAUAGUGUCAUGUCCAGACGGGGCUCCGAAGUUGAUGCGCCAGAAACAGUCAACGAUGAACAAGAGUCUGCAGUACCAUAUGGUACAGAGCAGAAGGCUGAGGAAAUGGACGUGCUUGCUAAAUCCGAGCCUGAAGAUAGUGCUGGUGUUGCCGACGUGCCUGGGAACACAGCUGCAACAGCUAAGCCUAGUGCGGCCGAGUCCCUACCCGCAGAGGCAUCUACCGAGCCUCAAGUACAGCAGGACACGAACAUGGAGGAUACAGAGCCUCAAAGUGCAGAUGUGGCGCCCACAGUUGUGCAGCCUACAAUUGAAAAUCAACCAUCUGUCCCUGAUCAAAACGGAAAUCUGGAGAAAGAAAGUGUUGAGCCAUCCAAGCCACCAGUGGAGACCCAAAAUGGGCCGUUGACGCCCCCACCCAGUUUCAAAGGUGAUCAACAAUACCCCUUGGCGCAAGGAGGCAUCCAGUGGUAUAUGCAACCGUUUGAUCCCAUUGGUACCACCAUCCACGAGGAGCGGUGGACCGGGCGAGAUGUGAUGCGAGGGAUGAGCGAGGAGCUCAGUGAGCUAGACGAGGAGGAACUAAAAGACCUGGUUGAAGAUGAAGAGCUGGAAGGACAGCUGGUCAAUGGAUCGAACGAAGCAGCAAAUGGAGGCGAUGCACCGACGCAACAGAGCGUUAAGGUACAUCGGACUCGACGACGCUGGCGCGGAUUCAGGUAGUUAGACGUACAGAUGGCGGAGAUAUCAUCAUUGGUUUUGAGCGAACAUUCCCUACACACCUACACAUCAUUGCUUUCUUUGCGUUACCCGGAUUUCCCCUUUCUGCAUGUUUGCUUUUCUUUCCUUGACUCCCUACUACUGCUGCUGUUGCUGCUGAGGGAACAAACAUAGGCUGGCCAGGCGUUGGGGAGGUCAGAAACUGGGAAUUUGGUGGAUUAGAACAAUAGCCAUUCUCAGGUAAUGAACUUUACAGAAUGUAA